Molecule: messenger RNA, 1721 nt
Organism: Mastomys coucha (southern multimammate mouse)
Lineage: Eukaryota; Metazoa; Chordata; Mammalia; Rodentia; Muridae
Gene: Klhdc2
Product: kelch domain containing 2
Exons: 13
Coding region: 315-1535 (406 amino acids)
Molecular function (GO): protein binding
Source: RefSeq, a predicted model, not a curated record
UGUCCGCUGCGGACGACUUCCGGCGGCGGCGUAAACAAGGCCCCGGCGGCCGGAGGCGGGGCGGGCUGCGAGUGCGAGCCGCCUCGGCCGCUCUCCCGCUCCGAGCUAGGUCCCAGCCGCGGCGUGGUCCCCGCGAGACCCGCAGCCGCUGUCGGCGCGCGCCCCAGCGCUCGGCCCGGAGGCGGAGGCGCAGCGCAGGAGAGGCGGGUCGUUCGCGCUGGCUGCGCGCCGCGCCGCGGUCCACCGCUCCGCUUUCCUUUGUCUCCCGCCUGCGGGGCCGGAGCGGUCUCGGUGGCCCGCGGUGCAGCCUCAAGAUGGCUGAUGGCAACGAGGAUGCUCGAGCGGAGGACCUGCCGGGCCCGGCCUUCGAGAACUACGAGGCCAUGGAGCUGGCCUGCCCGGCCGAGCGCAGCGGCCACGUAGCCGUCAGCGAUGGGCGCCACAUGUUCGUCUGGGGCGGCUACAAGAGUAAUCAAGUGAGAGGAUUAUAUGACUUUUAUCUGCCCAGAGAAGAACUGUGGAUCUACAACAUGGAGACUGGAAGAUGGAAGAAAAUCAACACUGAAGGUGACGUUCCCCCGUCGAUGUCUGGGAGCUGUGCUGUGUGUGUAGACAGGGUGCUGUACUUGUUUGGAGGGCACCAUUCCAGAGGCAACACAAAUAAGUUCUACAUGCUGGAUUCAAGGUCUGCAGACAGAGGGUUACAGUGGGAAAGAAUCGAUUGCCAAGGAAUUCCUCCAUCGUCAAAGGACAAACUUGGCGUCUGGGUGUAUAAAAACAAGUUAAUAUUUUUUGGAGGCUAUGGAUAUUUACCUGAAGAUAAAGUAUUGGGAACUUUUGAAUUUGAUGAAACAUCUUUUUGGAACUCAAGUCAUCCAAGAGGAUGGAAUGAUCAUGUCCAUAUUUUAGACACGGAAACAUUUGCUUGGAGCCAGCCCAUCACCACUGGUAAGGCACCUUCACCUCGGGCUGCGCAUGCCUGUGCAACUGUUGGAAACAAGGGCUUUGUGUUUGGUGGCAGAUACCGGGAUGCUAGAAUGAAUGAUCUUCACUAUCUUAAUCUGGAUACGUGGGAGUGGAAUGAACUAAUUCCACAAGGUAUAUGCCCUGUUGGCAGAUCCUGGCACUCACUGACACCAGUCUCUUCAGACCAUCUUUUUCUCUUUGGAGGAUUUACCACUGAAAAACAGCCACUAAGUGAUGCCUGGACUUACUGCAUCAGUAAAAAUGAAUGGAUUCAGUUUAAUCAUCCUUAUGUUGAAAAACCAAGAUUAUGGCAUACAGCUUGUGCGAGCGAUGAAGGAGAAGUAAUUGUUUUUGGUGGUUGUGCCAACAAUCUGCUGGUUCAUCAUAGAGCUGCACACAGUAAUGAAGUACUUAUAUUUUCAGUUCAACCAAAAUCUCUUGUACGGCUAAGCUUAGAAGCAGUCAUUUGCUUUAAAGAGAUGCUAGCCAACUCGUGGAGCUGCCUUCCAAAACACUUACUUCACAGUGUUAAUCAGAGGUUUGGUAGUAACAACACUUCUGGAUCAUAAGGCUUUGUAGAUAAUACUUCUGGUCUACUUGCAUGGAAAACAACCCCAUAUUUGUCACACAGUGUCAUCCUUUGUAUAAUUAUAUGCAUUGUUGUAGUUUGCAGCUUCCUGGGUUUUAUGUGCAUGUGAAUGGCCUAGAGAACCUAUUUUUGUGUCUAAAGUUUACAAUAAAUGUAUUUAACACCA